This is a messenger RNA of Rhodotorula graminis WP1, 2829 nucleotides long. RefSeq lists its product as uncharacterized. Gene Ontology annotation, cellular component: cytoplasm; microtubule; membrane. The transcript is spliced from 7 exons. The record is from RefSeq and is a predicted model, not a curated record. Gene Ontology annotation, molecular function: GTP binding; microtubule binding; GTPase activity. NCBI's taxonomy places the organism in Eukaryota, Fungi, Basidiomycota, Microbotryomycetes, Sporidiobolales, Sporidiobolaceae. Bases 1 to 2829 code for a protein of 942 amino acids.
AUGGCUGCGCUCCUCCGCCUCGCGAGUCGAACCCGCCCCUCGCCCUCGCUCCUCCGCCACCACCACCCGUCGGCUCUCGCCAGCGCAGCCCUCCCCGCCCGCUCGCUCCACGUCCGCAGCGUGUCCAUCCUCAGCGGCAUCGGCAGGCUCGCAGGCCGCACAGCCGGCCGCGGCGCACUCGGUCUCGGCGUCGGCGCCGGCGCUCUCACCUGGGCAGAGUACAAGAACGCUGUCGGCACCCUGUCCGACAUCAACGACAAGCUCGGCACCGCCUACAACGUCGCCUCGACCUCGAUCGCCUCGACCUUCCACUCGCUCACCCAGCAGGGCGGCGACACGAUCGACUCGGUCUCCGAGACGGCCUCGACCCUGUGGGCUGGCGCCACCGUCGGCGUCGAGUCGCGCCUGUCGAACUUUCGCGACCGGUUCCGCCAGGCGUUCGAGCGCGACGACGCCGCCGAGCAGCGCGACGAUGCCGACGCGGCUUCGGCCUCGGCCUCGAGCAGCGGUCGCGGCCAGGGGCCCUCGCCGGACCCGACCCCGGCGGCGACCCUUGCCGCCGCCAUGGCGGCCGCGGCCCCGGUCCUCGUCGACGCCGACGAGCCCGCCGCCGACUCGAGCGAGGACCUCAUGCUCCUCACGCGCAAGCUCAUCGAGAUCCGCUCGAUCCUGUUGAGCAUCGGCGAGGAGGCCGGCCUCACGCUGCCCUCGAUUGUCGUCGUCGGCAGCCAGAGCAGCGGCAAGAGCAGCGUCCUCGAGGCGAUCGUCGGUCGCGAGUUCCUCCCCAAGGGCGACAACAUGGUCACGCGGCGCCCGAUCGAGCUCACCCUCAUCCACACCCCGGCCACGCCGUCCAACCCUCGCCCGACGACGUUCGCCGAGUUCCCGUCGCUCGGCCCGGGCCACAUUACCGACUUUGGGCUCGUCCAGAACACGCUCGUCGACCUCAACCUGUCGGUGCCCGCCGAGCAGUGCGUGUCGGACUCGCCCAUCCAGCUCCGCAUCCACUCGCCGCACGUUCCCGACCUCAGCCUCGUCGACCUGCCUGGCUACGUCCAGGUCGCGAGCAUGGACCAGCCCGAGGAGCUCAAGGACAAGAUCGCCGCCCUGUGCGACAAGUACAUCCGCUCCCCCAACAUCAUCCUCGCCGUCUGCUCGGCCGACGUCGACCUCGCCAACUCGCCCGCCCUGCGCGCCGCCAAAAAGGUCGACCCGCUCGGCAUGCGCACGAUCGGCGUCGUCACCAAGAUGGACCUCGUCGAGCCCGCGCAGGGUGCCGCCAUCCUGUCGAACAACCGGUACCCGCUCGCCCUCGGCUACGUCGGCGUCGUCUGCCGAGCGGCCAAGCAGCACUCGCGCUCGCUCCUCAAGCGCAGCAACGGCGCGAGCGACGAGGGCAGCCUCGUCGGGCCGAUCCGGGCCCAGGAGGAGGCCUUCUUCGGCGGCAACGGCGAGGCCUUCUCGCGCGAGGGCCUCCAGGUCGGCACCGACACGCUCAAGAAGCGGCUCAUGCACGUCCUCGAGGAGUCGAUGGCGUCGUCGCUGCACUCGAUCUCAAACGCCGUCGCGCUCGAGCUCGAGGAGGCGACGUACCAGUUCAAGGUCCAGUACAACGACCGCACGAUCAGCGCCGAGUCGUACGUCGCCGAGACGCUCGACCUCCUCAAGGCCCGCAUCGGCGCCCUUGGCAAGAGCUUCGCCAAGAAGGACGUGCGCCGCCUCCUCAAGUCGUCGCUCGACGAGCAGGUCCUCGACCUCCUCGCGUCGCAGUACUGGAUCGACCAACGCGCACCCGAGCUCGGCACCCUCGCCAACGACCGCUCCGUGUCGCCCGAGGAGCUCGACGUCUACUGGCACCGCAAGCUCGACGCCCUCUCGUCGUCGCUCACCAAGUCGGGCGUCGGUCGGGCCGCCACCCAGCUCGUCGUCGACGCCAUCCGCGCCCGCCUCGCGACCCUCGCUCGCGAGGAGCCCCUCCUGUACCACCCGGACGCGGCCGACCGCAUCGCCGCGACGGCCGACGCCAUCCUGCGCGAGCGGUUCACGCUCACGAGCGAUCAGGUCGAGAACAGCGUCAAGCCGUUCAAGUACGAGGUCGAGGUCGAGGGCCGCGAGUGGGAGCACGGCCGGCUCGAGGCCGUCGGCCUCCUCGAGCGCGAGCUCGGCAUGUGCGACUCGGCGCUCGCCAAGAUCAGGGACGCCGUCGGCGGGAGGAAGUUGCGGGGCGCGAUGGAGUACGUCGCCGAGAUCGAGGAGAAGGAGCGCAGGAGGAAGGAGCGCAGGAGAGAGGCGAGGGCGGCGGGGCAGGAGGACUGGGACGAGCUCGAGGAGGACCUCGCCGACCCGACACGGCCCGCGUUCAACCCGGCGCUCUUGGCCAAAGCUCGCGAGGCCAUGUUCCUCUCGUCGCGCUCGUCCAUCUUGCGGCUCCGAGUACUCGCCCUCAAGUCGAGGCGGUGCAAGGCCGGGCCCGAGCAGAAGGCGUUCUGCCCCGAGGCGUUCCUCAACGUCGUCGCCGACAAGCUCUCGAGCACGGCGGUCCAGUUCAUCAACAUCGAGCUUCUCGUCGAGUUCUUCUACCAGUUCCCUCGCGACCUCGACAACCGACUGUCGCACGACCUCGACCGCGCCGAGGUGCUGCGCUUUGCUCGCGAGAACCCUGUCAUCGCCCAACACCUCGCGCUGCAGGACCGCAAGGAGAAGCUCGAGUUGGUCGCCGACAAGCUCGACAGCCUCGUCAAGCUGCAGCGCGACAAGGCGCAGCAGCAGAACCCUCGGCGCCCAGGACAGCAGCACGACUCGCGCCGAGGUUUGUUUGGCAUGUUUUGA